Molecule: messenger RNA, 1449 nt
Organism: Ectocarpus siliculosus
Lineage: Eukaryota; Phaeophyceae; Ectocarpales; Ectocarpaceae
Source: the annotation of a GenBank genome assembly
AUGCCGGGUUACGAAGAGCGUGCGAGCAUCCUGCAGGAUCUCGGAGACACGAUAUUCAAACUCGUGUGCGAUAGGGCCACACCCGAGCAGUGGGCCGAGUGGCUGAGGGCUCCGCUAGAGCAUGCGGCAGGCACGGGUAACCGUGACCUGGUAGAUAAGCUGCUGGGAGCCGGGGCCAACGUCGGUGCCGGCUGGCGGGGUUGUCAUGGCAAGACGCUGCUGCAUGCGGCUGCUGAGGGCGGCAACGUACAUGUCAUCACAAGCUUGCGCAGGGCAGGGGCGGGGAGAGACAUGAAAGCGAAAUCCCUCGACACCGGGCAUACACCCCUGGAUCUGGCGGUUAUUGGCGGGAAGGAGGCUGCUGCAAAAGCCCUGAUCAUGGCGGGGGCGGAUGUGAACACCCUGGACGCCACGAAUGAUGGCCUGCUGCACCUCGCGAUCAAAGGGGGUCAUCUGGGAAUUGCGGAGGACCUGCUGCUGAGCGGGGCGAAUCCUAUUCAGGCAGGAUCAAACGGCAACUUACCGAUCCACCUCGCUGCUUGGCACGGUCUAGAUGAGGUGGUGUUAGCAUUAGGCGAGAAGGGAGUCGACCUGAAUUGCCUCAACAGCAAAGGAGAGACUCCGCUACGCCUGGCGGUGAGAGGGGACCACGUCACCACCGUGAAAGUGCUCUUGUCUGAAGGUGCCGAUCCCCACUUCCGAGCAGCGAACCGGCCUCUAAAAUUGCUGCACGUAGCAGCGAAGCGAAACAGAGCGGCGGCCAUCCCAGCGCUAUUCGAAGCCGGAGUCAAUAUCGAAGGUCGGACGUCGAGUGGACGGACCCCGCUCCGGUACGCAGCAAUUUACGACUCGUAUGCAGCCAUGCUGGCUCUCUUGCAACUGGGAGCCAAGGUCAACUCGAACGACAGUAAUGGAUUAACCCCGUUGUACGACGCGUGUUUGUUCGGCACUUACGACGCGGCGGAUCUGUUGUUGAGAUGGGGUGCGGACGAGACAGCCGUGGACUCACAGGGAGAGACCGUCGUCUCCAGGGUGAUGCAAGGCAUGGCUGAGUCUAGCGAAGCACGUCGCCCUUUCUUUGAGCGUAUUUCCAAGCUACUGGCACGUGCUCCGCAGGACAGGGCUUGGCGUCGCCGGGGCUUCCUGGUCCUUUGCCGUGCCCACCCAGACAGGGUACGGCUGGCAGUGAAGAUCCCUGCAGCAGCAGCUGAGGCUACCGAGGGGCUGCAGGAACGUCCGAGGCGCCGUGCUAGGACGAGACAGGUGAAGGUCGAGGUGGAGGUGGAUGGGACAAACGGAGGCGGUGGUGGAGCAGGCGCGAGGAGUGGUGCGCGCGCCCGAAUUGAAGCUGCUCGGGAAGGCACCGUCUGUGGGUUCGAUGGUUUCUCGGCCUGGAUGAUGGCGCUGACAGAGGAGAACCUGUUCCGCAAGAUCGUGGGCUUCUUGUAG